Molecule: messenger RNA, 1673 nt
Organism: Nicotiana tabacum (common tobacco)
Lineage: Eukaryota; Viridiplantae; Streptophyta; Magnoliopsida; Solanales; Solanaceae
Source: RefSeq, a predicted model, not a curated record
CUCCUGUACUUGCUGGCAGGUCAUGUUUUAGGAGCUAUAUGGUAUCUGAUGGCUAUCGAGAGGCACUUUUCAUGCUGGAAGGAUGAGUGCGAAAAGCAGCAGGAGGGUGCUCCAGCUUGUUAUAAAGACUACCUUGAUUGCUCAUCACUUGGUAAACCUGGGCGUCAGGAGUGGUCGGAAACCACUGAGGUGUUCAAGAAUUGCGAUGCUAAUGCCGAUAUAAGCUUUGAGUUUGGAAUGUUUGGUGAUGCAAAUACUGAAGAAGUUACAUCUGCUGGCAUCUUUGAUCGAUAUUUUUACUGCCUAUGGUGGGGUUUAAAGAGCCUAAGUUCAUACGGACAAAGUAUAACUACAAGCAUAAACAUUGUUGAGACGCUCUUUUCCAGUCUUAUUUGUCUUCUGGGUUUGGUCUUCUUUGCACUGCUGAUAGGCAACAUGCAGAGCUAUCUACAAUCCAUGACAGCAAGACUUGAACAAUGGAGAGUUAAAAGAAGGGACACAGAAGAGUGGAUGAGGCACCGUCAACUGCCUGAAGAUCUGCAAGAUCGUGUUCGUCGGUUUGUUCAGUAUAAAUGGGUAGCUACAAGAGGUGUAGAGGAAGAAGAAAUAUUGCGUUCCUUACCCUUGGAUCUAAGGCGCCAGAUUCAGAGGCACCUCUGCCUGGCUCUUGUUCGUCGUGUCCCUUUCUUCUCCCAGAUGGAUGAUCAGCUGUUAGAUGCAAUAUGCGAAUGCCUUGUUUCAUCAUUGAACACGAAAGACACGUAUAUUGUUCGGGAAGGAGAUCCGGUGAAUGAGAUGCUUUUCAUAAUUAGAGGUGAACUUGAGAGUUCAACAACUAAUGGAGGAAGGUCAGGCUUCUUCAACUCCAUUACGUUAAAGCAGGGUGAUUUUUGUGGAGAAGAGUUGCUAACAUGGGCCUUAGUGCCUAAUCCAAAUGUUAAUCUUCCAAUUUCAACUCGAACAGUGAAAUGCCUUAAAGAAGUUGAAGCAUUUGCACUUAAAGCUGAAAAGCUCAAGUUUGUUGCAAACCAGUUCAGACGCCUCCAUAGUAAGAAAUUACAGCAUGCAUUCCGGUUCUACUCACACCAAUGGAGGACAUGGGGAGCUUGCUACAUACAAGCUGCAUGGAGACGCUAUCGGAGGAAAAAACUAGCGGAGGAAUUGUCAAGAGAAGAAAGCCUGUACUUCUCACGAGGGAUGGACCAAGAUGAUGAUUAUGGUCAUGAAUAUCCAGAAGCUGGUUAUGACGGUGGAAAUGCUUCGGAUCAUGCAACAGAAAGCAGUAUUCAGCAUCUUGGAGCUACAAUAUUGGCAUCAAGAUUUGCUGCUAACACCAGAAGAGGCAAGGUGGCACGGGUGGACCCUGGUGAAUCCAGCUUACGUAUGCCUAAACUCUUUAAGCCUGACGAGCCUGAUUUUUCUGAUGAUCAAAGAUGAACGCCAUAGUCACUGAUGAAUCAGUUCUUGUUUUUGGAUCGAAGUUAGAGUUAGUCUUUGGGCUGCUUGUUGCCCUGUUACUUGUUCACAGGUCACCUUUUGAUGUUUCUUGUUAUCCAAAAGAAACCGUUACUACCAAUUGAUUCACUACUACAUAGUGGUUAACUACUUCACAAAUGUAAAUUAAUUGCUUGCUUUAAUCAUAAGGGCAUCGUAAGUGACACCCCUUGGUUUCA